CCCACCCCGCGCAGACCUCCGCGGCCAGGGCGAGGCCCUGAGGAUGUUUGCGGUUUUUCGGAAGCCCAAGACGUUCAAGCUGCGGUCCCUGCACAGCCAAAAGAAGUUUGGGGUAGCGGGCAGGAGCUGCGAGGAGGUGCUGCGGAAGGGGUGCCUCCUCCUGCAGCUCCCCGUUCCUGGCUCCCGCCUGUGCCUCUACGAAGAUGGCACGGAGCUGACUGGAGAUUACUUCUGGAGUGUUCCCGACAACUCGGAACUUGUGCUUCUCACCGAGGGCCAGUCUUGGCAGGGCUAUGUGAGUGACAUCAGUCACUUCCUCAACGUGUUCCACAAGCCGCACGAAGGGGUCAUCCAGGCUGCCCGGCAGCUGCUCUCUGGCGAGCAGGCCCCGCUGCGGCAGAAGCUUCUGGCCGACCUCCUGCACACCGUCAGUGAGAACAUCUCGGCCGAGACCAGGGCCGAGGACCCGACGUGGUUCGAAGGGUUGGAGUCCCGAUUUACAAGCAAGUCUAGCUAUCUGAGAUACAGCUGCGAGAGCCGGAUCCGGGGCUACCUGAGAGAGGUGAGUUCUUACUCCUCCAUGGUGGGCACGGAGGCUCAGGAGGAGUAUGUGCGGGUUGUUGAUGCCAUGUGCCGGAAGCUCAGGGCUGUGCAGUACAACGGUGGCUACUUCGACAGAGGAGCUAAGGCAGACCGGCUCUGCACGCCGGAAGGCUGGUUCUCCUGCCAGGGUCCUUUUGACGUGGACGACUGUGCGUCUAAACACUCCAUCAACCCCUAUGGUAACAGGGAGAGCCGCGUCCUCUUCAGCACCUGGAACCUGGACCAUGUAAUAGAGAAGAAGCGCACCAUUGUCCCCACGCUGGCUGAAGCCAUUAAGGAACACGCUGGAAGAGAAGUAGACUGGGAGUAUUUUUACAGCCUGCUUUUCACCUCAGAGAAUCUGAAGCUAGUUCACAUCGCCUGCCAUAAGAAAACCACCCACAAACUCAGCUGCGACCCACACAGGAUCUACAAACCCCCAGCAAGGCAGAAGAGGAAGCGGCCUGCGCGGAAGUGCCCGUGACCUGGGUGCACACCUUCCCCACCUCUCGCGGCAGGACAGUGUGUGCCUAAUUUUAACAGGCGCUAAUUUAUUUUGGUC
Molecule: messenger RNA, 1144 nt
Organism: Ceratotherium simum simum (southern white rhinoceros)
Lineage: Eukaryota; Metazoa; Chordata; Mammalia; Perissodactyla; Rhinocerotidae
Gene: DFFB
Product: DNA fragmentation factor subunit beta
Biological process (GO): apoptotic DNA fragmentation; apoptotic process
Cellular component (GO): cytoplasm; nucleus
Molecular function (GO): DNA endonuclease activity
Source: RefSeq, a predicted model, not a curated record